Molecule: messenger RNA, 4047 nt
Organism: Hyaena hyaena (striped hyena)
Lineage: Eukaryota; Metazoa; Chordata; Mammalia; Carnivora; Hyaenidae
Product: zinc finger protein 91-like
Exons: 1
Coding region: 293-2782 (829 amino acids)
Biological process (GO): regulation of transcription by RNA polymerase II
Molecular function (GO): RNA polymerase II cis-regulatory region sequence-specific DNA binding; DNA-binding transcription factor activity, RNA polymerase II-specific
Source: RefSeq, a predicted model, not a curated record
UUCCGCUGGAUUUGCACUCAAGGAAUUAUCACCAGUUGAGGACAUUAAUAAAGGAGAAUUUUACUCCUUAGUGAUACUGGAGAGAAAUGAAAGCCAUGGCAUCAGGGAUUUUGAUCUCAAGGAAGUCUGCGAAAAUAGACAUGAGUUUGAAAAUCAGUGGGGAUAUGAUGAAAGAAGUUUGACCCAUCACAAAAAUCUCACUGGUAGGAAAGACCAGCAACCUAAUCAGUCCUCAGUUACUCUUCCUGAGAAGCAGAGUGUUUCUCUGAGAAAAGAUACAUACCAGUAUUUCAUGAAUGAUGAACCAUUUAUAAGGAAUUUGUUAAAAUGGGACAGUAACAUAAGCGGUCCUGGAAAUGAGUACAUAAACUGCUUGGAAAAUAGAAUCGGGCUAAUUUCCCAGGCACACCUGGCUGAACUGCAGAGAUUUCAUAAUGAGGAGAAAAUGUAUGAAUAUAAUCCAGUUGAGAAGUGUGUCAGCAAUGGUUCCUCAGUCUCACCACUUCAAAGAAUUCCACCCAGGACCCAAAAAACUUGGAAUAAAUCUAGGAAGAUUUUUAAUUUGUUACGUACACAAGCCAGGCGAGCACACACUAGAGGAAAAUCUUAUAAAUGUAAUGACUGUGGGAAGGAUUUUAGCAAAACCUCAAACGUCAUGAGUCAUGAAGGUAUUCCUUGUGGACAGAGACCUUACAAAUGUAAUGCAUGCAGCAAAGCCUUUGCUGAGUGUUCAAGCCUUACUCCAGAUAAGAAAAUCCAUAUUGGAGAGAAACCUUACAACUGUCAUGAGUGUAGUAAAGCCUUUGACCAGUCUUCAAACCCCUUUAUGCAUCAGAGAGCCAAUACGGGAGAGAAAGUAUAUAAAUGUAUCAUAAAUGUCAAGACCUGUAGUCAUAAUUCGAAAUUCGCAUAUCAUCAGAGAAUGUAUACUGGAGAGAAACCUUACAAAAGUAGUAAGUGUUCUAAAGCGUUUACCCAGUUUGGAAACCUUAGUAGUCAUAAGAAAAUAUACGCUGGGGAGAAACCGCACAAAUGUAAUGUGUGUAACAAGGUUUUUAUCCAGAGGUCAAGACUUAUGGCACAUCAGAGAAUUCAUACAAGAGAUAAACGUUAUGAAUGUACUGAAUGUGAUAAGGCUUUUAUGAAACGUUCAGAACUCUUGCGUCAUGAGAGAACUCAUACUGGAGAGAAACCUUACAAGUGUGUUGAUUGUGGCAAGGCUUUUUCGAGGAGUUCAUACCUUACUCAGCAUAAGAGAAUCCAUACUGGAGAGAAACCUUACAAGUGUAGUGAAUGUGGUAGGGCUUUUAACCAAGUGUCCACCCUUUGGCGUCAUGAGAAAAUUCAUACUGGAGACAAACCUUAUAAAUGUAAUGAGUGUGGCAAAACCUUUACCCAAGCUUCAAAACUCACUAGACAUCAGGGAGUCCAUACAAGACAGAAACCAUAUAAAUGUAAAGAAUGUGGUAAGGCUUUUAUCCAACUUUCACACUUUAGGCUUCAUGAGAAAAUUCAUAUAGGUGACAGACCUUACGUAUGUGAAGAAUGUGGCAAAGUCUUUACCCAGCCUUUAAAACUCGCUACACAUCAGAGAGUCCAUACAGGAGUAAAAGCACAUAAAUGUAUCAUAAGUGGCAAGGCCUAUAGUCAAAAUUCAAACCUUGCAAAUCAUCAGAGAAUAUAUACUGGAGAGAAACUUUACAAAGGUAAUGAGUGUGGCAAAGCAUUUACUCAGUUUGGAAACCUUAGUAGUCACCAGAAAAUACAUGCAGGGGAGAAACAGCACAAAUAUAAUAUGUGUAGCAAGGACUUUAUUGAAAGGUCAAGACUUAUGGCACAUCAGAGAAUUCAUACAAGAGAUAAACGUUAUAAAUGUACUGAAUGUGAUAAGGCUUUCAUGAAACGUUCAGAACUCUUGCGUCAUGAGAGAACUCAUACUGGAGAGAAACCUUACAAAUGUAUUGAUUGUGCCAAGGCUUUUUCGAGGAGUUCAUACCUUACUCAGCAUAAGAGAAUCCAUACUGGAGAGAAACCUUACAAGUGUAAUGAAUGUGGUAGGGCUUUUAACCAAGUGUCUACCCUGUGGCGUCAUGAAAAAAUUCAUACUGGAGACAAACCUUAUAAAUGUAAUGAGUGUGGCAAAGCCUUUACCCAGGCUUCAAAACUCACAAGACAUCAGAGAGUCCAUACAGGAGAGAAAGUGUAUAAACGUACCAUAAGUGGCAAGGCCUAUAGUCUAAAUUCAAACCUUGCAAAUCAGACAAUGCCUACUGGAGAGAAACCUUACAAAUGUAAUGAGUGUGGCAAAGUGUUUACACAAUUUGGAAACCUUAGUAGGCAUGAGAAAAUACACACUGGGGAGAAACCACACAAAUGUAAUGUGUGUGGCAAGGCUUUUCUCCAAAGUUCCAGUCUAAUGGAACAUCAGAGAGUUCAUACAGGAGAAAGACCUUAUAAAUGUACUAAAUGUGAUAAGGCUUUUAUGAAACGUUCAGAACUUUUGCGUCAUGAGAGAAUUCAUUCUGGAGAGAAACGUUACAAGUGUAUUGAUUGUGGCAAGGCCUUUUUGAGGAGUUCACAUCUUACUCAGCAUAAGAGAAUCCAUACUGGAGAGAAACCUUACAAGUGUAAUGAAUGUGGUCGGGUUUUUAACCAAUUUUCACACCUUUGGUGUCAUGAGAAAAUUCAUACUGGUGACAAACCUUACAAAUGUAAUAAGUGUGGCAAAGAGUUUACCCGAUUGGGAAAACUUACUAACCAUCAGAAAAUACACACUGGCUAGAAACAACACAAACAAGAUGUAUGUACCAUGGCUUUUAUCCAGACGUCAAGCCUUUUGGUCAGAGAAUCCAUAUAGGAGAAAACCCUUGUAAAUAUCCUAAAUGUGAUAAAGCUUUUAGCACACAUUCAGACCUUUGCAGCCAUGAGAGCACUCAUACUGGAGAGAAACCUUACAAAUGUAGUGAGUGUGGCAAAACCUUUGCUGAGUGCUUGAAUCUUACUCAACGUAGAAAGAUCCAUGCUAAAAAGAUAAAUAAAUAAAAAAGAUCCAUACUAGAGAGAAACCUUAUAAGUGUAAUGAGUGUGGCAAAGUAUUUACCCAAUUUGGAAACCUUGCUAGGCAUCAGAAAAUACACACUGCAGAAACCACACAAGUGUAAUGUGUGUAACAAGGUUUUUAUCCAACGUUCAAGCUGUAUGGCAUUUCAGAGAAUUCAUAAAGGAGAUAGACAUUAUACAUGUAAUAAGUGUGAACAGGCUUUUAUCAAAGGUUCUCACCUUUGAGGUCAUGAGAGAACUCAUACUAGAGGAAAACCAUACACCUGUAUUGAGUGUUGAAAAGCCUUUACGGAGUGUUCACAUCUUACUAACUCAGUGUUAACCUAAUAUGUGUGGCAGUGCUUUUGUUUAAUUUCAAGCUUUGGGGAACAUCAAAGAAUUCAUAGGAGAUAGAAACAAAUGAGCAAGUUUUCAGACUUGUUCAACAUCAGAGAUUCCUUCAUGGAGAGGAACCAUAUGAAACUAACAUGUGGGAAAACAUGUAUCUAGAGUUCACACCUCCCCUGAUAUCAGAAUACAAAUCUCUGAAAGAAAGCACACGCCAGGAAUGUAUGGAAAGGCUCAUCCAAAGCUUAUUUAAUCUUAUGGAAUGUAAGUGCUACUAGAGAGAAACUGUACAAAUGAAAAGAGUGUGAUCUGGGUUAUUAAAAAUGUACAAAUUGGAGAGGGGAUAAAAUAGGUGAAUGGAGUGAAGAGGUACAGACUUCUAGUGGUAAGAAAACAAAAUGUACAACUUUGUGCUUUGUAGUCUUGAAAGAAUUCACAUAAACAUGGAAACCAUACAAAUGUGUCAAGGUUUUUACCUCAGCACGAAAGAAUUCAUACUGGACAGAAACAUUACACGUGUAAUAAAGGUAGUAAUUUGUUUAGCCAAUUCUUCACUGGACUACAAUUUAAAAACUCACACAAAGUGAACUAGGUUUAAUUUGAGGAUUACCCUAUCUUUGAUGUUAAAUUCCACAGAAAAUUAAAAUGAUUUAAAACUCA